Mucor mucedo is the source of this 1128-nucleotide messenger RNA. RefSeq names its product coproporphyrinogen III oxidase, aerobic. Gene Ontology annotation, cellular component: mitochondrial intermembrane space; cytoplasm. The record is from RefSeq and is a predicted model, not a curated record. Gene Ontology annotation, molecular function: coproporphyrinogen oxidase activity. Lineage: Eukaryota; Fungi; Mucoromycota; Mucoromycetes; Mucorales; Mucoraceae. The transcript is spliced from 2 exons. The coding region runs from base 28 to 1053 and encodes 341 amino acids.
UUUUUUCUUCUUGUAUAUAAAAAAGAAAUGCCUUCUUCCUUGUCUGCAAAAUAUUCCAUUUUCCAAAGUGACAAUGCUCUUCGUGCCAGUGGUCCAAUUACAGAUGAUGCCCCUAUGCGUUUAAGAAUGGAAAGAUACGUCCGAGAUCUCCAAGAUCGUAUUUGUAAAGGUAUCGAAGAGGUGGAUGGAAAAGGUAAGUUUGUACGUUCUGUUUGGGAGCGACCUGAAUACGGUGGAGAAGGCAUCACCUGUGUCAUGUCUGAUGGAGAUGUGAUGGAAAAGGCUGGCGUCGCCGUCUCUGUCAUCUAUUCCGAACUCUCACCUGAAGCCGUUCGACAAAUGCGUGAAGACCGUGGUAAAGAUAUCAAUGUGGAAGGCACUGUUCCCUUCUUCGUGACAGGCAUCUCGCUCGUCAUGCAUGCCAAAAACCCUCAUGCUCCUACCGUCCAUUUAAAUUAUCGUUACUUUGAAGUCAUGAAUCCAGAUGGCACACCCAAUAUAUGGUGGUUCGGUGGUGGGGCCGAUUUGACACCUGUCUAUCUCUAUGAAGAAGAUGCCAUCUUGUUUCAUACAAUGUACAAGGAAGGAUGUGAUAAAUUCGACAAGUCUUAUUAUCCCAAGAUGAAGAAGGAUUGUGACAAGUACUUUCUAAACGUCCAUCGUGGUGAGGCUCGUGGUGUUGGUGGUAUAUUCUAUGAUGAUUUCAAUUCUAAACCUGCUGAAGAGAUCUUUGAAUUUGUACAAGAAUUGGGAAACCGUUUCUUACCAUCCUACGUGCCUAUCUUACAGAGACGCAAGGAUAUGGAGUAUACAGAUGAAAUGCAACGUUGGCAGCAAAUUCGUCGAGGCCGCUAUGUUGAAUUUAAUUUGGUUUGGGAUCGUGGCACCAAAUUUGGUCUUGCUACACCUUGUGCCCGUGUCGAAUCCAUCUUGAUGACCCUUCCUCUCACUGCUCGAUGGGAAUACAUGCACGAACCUGAGGCUGGCUCUAGGGAGGCUGCAUUGGAAGAAGUCCUCAAAAAUCCCAAAGAUUGGGCAUCUCUUAAAAAUUAACAUGUCUCUCUCUCUCUCUCUCUCUCUCUCUCUCUCUCUCUCUCUCUCUCUCUCUCUCUCUCUCUCUCUCUCUCU